Messenger RNA from Populus trichocarpa (black cottonwood), 1658 nucleotides. Its product is annotated as AT-hook motif nuclear-localized protein 1. Bases 336 to 1385 code for a protein of 349 amino acids. The record is from RefSeq and is a predicted model, not a curated record. NCBI's taxonomy places the organism in Eukaryota, Viridiplantae, Streptophyta, Magnoliopsida, Malpighiales, Salicaceae. Gene Ontology annotation, molecular function: minor groove of adenine-thymine-rich DNA binding. The transcript is spliced from 5 exons.
AUCCAAAAUACCCGCUUAUAAAAUUUCAAGGAAUUAAUUAAAUAAAAAUUCUGUUUUUUCUCCAUUAUAUAUUAUUGUCUAGUAAUCACAACAUAAUCCCAAGGAAAAAAAAAAUCUUUCAACAUAUAGGUUUCUUUCAUGGCGCCUUUUCCACACCACCAUUGUUAGUUCAAAACCCUUCUUCUUCCAUAACCCCUUUAUUUUAUUCUAUUUUAAUUUAAUUGACACACAAAAAAAAAUUCUCUCUUUUAUUUUUUAUUUUCCUUCAACGUGUGUUUAGUAUUAUUAUUUUUUUCUUUUAUGUAGUAGUUACGGGUUGCGUGGAAGAGAAGAACAUGAUAGUCUCUGAUCAGACUCCUAUUAUAAUAACAACAAAGGAUCAUGACCCACCAGGCAACCAGGUGGUGCACAAGGUGGGAACAAGUGGUAGUGAUCAUACUCUAGAGCCAAACAACCUUGGUGGUGGUGGAACAGGCUGCUCUGGAGGGUCAGGCUCAGAGAGUGUUGUUGAAAACACCUUGAAAAGAAAGAGAGGGAGACCUAGGAAGUAUGAUGCGGGUGCAAACCUGGUAUCAUCACCGCCUCUGUCCCCGCCACCGGGCCUUUCCUCUUCUCUUUCGAGUUGCGAGAAACGGGUUAGAGGGAGGCCUCGUGGUUCUGGUAAACUUCAACUCUUGGCUUCCCUUGGUGGUUUUGCAGCAGAAACAGCAGGAGGAAGCUUCACCCCUCAUGUAGUGCCCGUGCAUACUGGAGAGGAUAUUGUUACUAAGUUACUAGUAUUUUCUCAAAAGGGUGCUCGAGCAGUUUGCAUUCUUUCAGCUACUGGUGUUGUCUCGAGUGUUAUUAUGCGUCAGCCUGGUUCUUCUGGGGGGAUUUUGAGAUAUGAUGGCCCCUUUGAAAUUCUAUCUCUAUCUGGAUCAUUCACUUUCAGCAAAACAGGAGGUUCGAAUCGCAAAAAUGGCAUGCUAAGUAUUUCCCUAGCUAAACCUAAUGGCCGGGUUUUUGGUGGUGGUGUUGCAGGCUCUUUAAUCGCAGCUGGCCCUAUUCAACUCAUUAUUGCCAGUUUCAAGCAGAACAUCGGCAAGGAAAUUAAGAGGAGGCAAUCAGCUGACCCUCCUACAGCUCCCAGUCUGCUUGCCAACUCCGAUAUGGUAAGGGUUCCCACACAAAUUGCUGGAACCACAGAUGCAGAAGAUAACUGCACUACACCAACAUCUGCACUUUCAGAACCAAGAAAUGAAGAAGCAGGUAGCACAAUCAUUUCAAACCAACAAGCAAAUACUGGUUCUCAAAACAGUAGUGGUCAAAAUGUCUUGCAGUCCCAACAGCCCAUUCCAGACCAAACUGUACCUCCAGAUGCCAAUGCUGGAGACCCCCGGUUAUGAAAAUCUCUAUAUUUAUAUAUGUGAUAGUUCUUAGUAACUAGCAAUUCAAAUUUGGGAUUCGUUUGUUUUUUUUCCUUUUUCAUAUCUAAUACCUCUUAGUAGAUGAGAGGAAUCUUGUUCUUGCAGUUGCAUACUGAUAUAUAGUUGAAUUGAAUCUCAAUUCCCUGAAUUUGUUAGCUUUAAGCCAUCAAAAUCUUGUACUUCUCUAAACUUACUCAGGGAGUUAGCUACAUCAGCUCAAUAUAGAAAGUUUUCUUGCUGUCAAUUGUCAAA